Molecule: messenger RNA, 561 nt
Organism: Dictyostelium discoideum AX4
Lineage: Eukaryota; Evosea; Eumycetozoa; Dictyosteliales; Dictyosteliaceae
Exons: 2
Coding region: 1-561 (186 amino acids)
Source: RefSeq, a predicted model, not a curated record
AUGUUUACACAAUCAAUACCAGAAUGUUAUAGUUGUAAACAACCAAUUACAGAAAUUUGUUUAACAGCAUUUGGGUUACAAUGGCAUCCACAUCAUAUUGGAUGUAAUGUGUGUGGUAAAGAUUUUUCAGAUGGUUCAAGAUGUGAAGAAGGUCCAGAUGGAUUCGCCUAUUGUUCAAAGGAUUUAUUAGAUAAAUUUGCUCCAAAAUGUCAAAAAUGUAAACAAGCAAUCAUAGGUCAAACUACUAAUGCUGUUGGUAAAACUUAUCAUCCUGAACAUUUUCAAUGUGAAACUUGUAAUAUGGUAUUAACAGGUAAUUUCUAUCAUACUGAUGAUGGAACACCAUUUUGUGAAAAACAUUAUUAUGAAAAGAUUGGUUUCUUAUGCAGACAUUGUGAUAAACCAAUCAUUUCUGGUAAAUGUAUCACUGUUGGUACAACUCGUUUCCAUCCAGAACAUUUCUUUUGUCAAUUUUGUAAAUCAAAUUUAUCUGGUGUAGGUUAUAAAAAACAAGGUGAUAAAUGUUAUUGUAAUGAAUGUUUCUUAAAAUUAUAUGGUUAA